Prorocentrum cordatum is the source of this 1173-nucleotide messenger RNA. The record is from the annotation of a GenBank genome assembly. NCBI's taxonomy places the organism in Eukaryota, Dinophyceae, Prorocentrales, Prorocentraceae.
AUGUCCGAGGGCAUCACCGUCACCGGCGCUGAGGAGUACCCGGUCUUCGAGUCGUUCGACGACUACGACCUCAACGAGAACCUCCUCCGCGGCAUCUACUCCUACGGCUUCGAGAAGCCCAGCGCCAUCCAGCAGCGCGGGAUCAAACCCAUCCUCGACGGCCGCGACACGAUCGGCCAGGCGCAGUCCGGGACGGGCAAGACCGCGACCUUCGUGAUCGGAGUGUUGCAAAGGAUCGACUACAACCUGAAGGCGUGCCAGGGCCUGAUCCUCGCGCCGACGCGUGAGCUGGCCAACCAGAUCCAGAAGGUCGCUCUGGCCCUCGGCGAUUACAACAACGUCCGGUGCCACGCCUGCAUCGGCGGCACGUCGGUGCGCGACGACAUGGACAAGCUGCGCGACGGGCAGCACAUUAUCGUGGGCACCCCUGGCCGCGUGUUCGAUAUGAUCGGAAAGCGGUACCUGCGGGUUGACGACCUGAUCACGUUCGUCCUCGACGAGGCGGACGAGAUGUUGUCGCGCGGCUUCAAGGAUCAGAUCUACGACAUCUUCAAGACGCUGCCCCCGAACGUCCAGGUGUGCCUCUUCUCCGCCACCAUGGCGCCCGAGAUUCUGGACCUGACCACCAAGUUCAUGCGCGACGCCGUGCGUAUAUUGGUGAAGAAGGACGAGCUGACGCUCGAGGGUAUCAGGCAGUUCUACGUCGCCAUCGAGAAGGAGGAGUGGAAGUUGGACACCCUCUGCGACCUCUACGAGACCCUGACUAUCACACAGGCGAUCAUCUACUGCAACACUCGCCGCAAGGUGGACUUCCUCGCGGACCAGUUGUCAAAGCGCGACUUCACAAUCUCAACGAUGCACGCUGAGCUGGACCAGAAGGAGCGCGACCUGGUCAUGCGCGAGUUCCGCUCCGGCUCCUCCCGCGUGCUCAUAUCCACCGACCUGCUCGCGCGCGGCAUCGACGUGCAGCAGGUGUCUCUCGUGAUCAAUUUUGACCUCCCUCAGAACAUGGAGAAUUACCUGCACCGCAUCGGUCGUAGCGGGCGGUUCGGCCGAAAGGGCGUCGCCAUCAACUUUGUGACGAACAAUGAUGUCCGGACGAUGAAGGACAUCGAGCGCUAUUACCACACGCAGAUUGAGGAGAUGCCCAUGGACAUCGCGGAUCUCAUCUGA